Messenger RNA from Meira miltonrushii, 1281 nucleotides. RefSeq lists its product as uncharacterized. The transcript has a single exon. The annotation marks the transcript as partial. The record is from RefSeq and is a predicted model, not a curated record. Gene Ontology annotation, molecular function: shikimate 3-dehydrogenase (NADP+) activity. NCBI's taxonomy places the organism in Eukaryota, Fungi, Basidiomycota, Exobasidiomycetes, Exobasidiales, Brachybasidiaceae. Gene Ontology annotation, biological process: chorismate biosynthetic process; shikimate metabolic process.
ACAUCAAAAGUUGUUGCACCACCCGCACAUCCAACAACACAAGAAAUUUCGACUUCUCGUCGUCGUCAUUAUUUGUUCGGUUAUCCGAUCUCUCAUAGUGCUUCUCCUGCUUUUCAAAAUUCCAUUUGGCAAUUCUUGGAAUCUCAACCUUCUUCUUCAUCAUCAAGCAAAGGAACAGUGCCAACGUACUCUUUGUGUGAAACCAAAUCAAUCGAAGAAGCUCAUCUCUAUUCGCUCGUUCGACAUGAUCCUAGACAUGGUGGUUCAGGUGUCACGAUGCCACUCAAAGUUGCCGUUGCUUCAAAACUUGGACGUGAUCAAAUUCUUGAUGAAUUAGACUCGAUCGGUCAAGCAACGUUGACAGUCAACACAAUCGUCGUUAGACCAUCUUUGACAGGUGAUACUUCGCUCUCCCAACGUAGAAUGGUUGGCACAAAUACCGAUUGUUUGGGUAUCAGACAUGCAGUUUUGCGUGAUAUUGCACAGCAAAACGGUGCACCUGCUGGUUCAUUGAUCGGUUCAACGCCUACUGCCGGUCCGUACGUUUUCCCUCUGAGCCAAGAAGGUCAAUCAUCCAAACCAUUCUCCGCAUUCAUCAUCGGUAGCGGUGGUACUUGUCGUUCAGCUGUUUGGGCUUUACACAAUUUAGGAUUAUCACCUCUUUACCUUUUGAACAGAGAUGAACAAGAAACAAAAGAUGUCGUUCAACAUUUUUCCAGUAUGGAUAUCGAUUUACGUCCUCUUCACAGUGUCGAAGCAUUCGCAUACGAACGUGCAUUACGUGAUGAAGGCAAGAUUGGACAAAUUGCAUGUGCCGUUGGAGCUAUUCCUGCUUUUGAACCUGUCACACCUUCUGAAAAGAUGGUUUAUACUUUAGCACAUGCAUUCUUCCAAGAACCAUAUCAAGCAAAACAAUUGGCAAGCCAGACUGCUUCAAUUCCAACUGCCGGACCUUCUUCUUCCGUUCCUCUUCGUGUGAUCUCGUUACCGAACAAACGUCCAUUCUUGGACAUGUGCUAUAAGCCAAGAUUGACACCUUUGCUCAAAUACGCAAGCACUCAAACAAACACUUGGUCUGCGAUCGGUGGUGUAGAAGCAAUGGUCGAACAAGGUUUAGCACAAGCACGUAUGUGGGCAGCAAGUAGUCAAAUCUUAGACGGAACAGCAUCCGAUUUAAAGCAAGAUCCACUUUCAUGUUCAACGAAAACAGGUGACGAUGGACCUUUGGGCCUAGAAUGCGAAGAACAAGCACGUAAAAUGGCUCAAAAUAUGUCGGACAUC